GACAGAGUUGGUGCUCGAUAACUGCCGGUCCAGCAACGGGGAAAUCGAAGGUCUCAAUGACUCGUUUAAAGAACUGGAGUUCCUCAGCAUGGCCAACGUAGAGCUGACGUCGCUGGCCAAGCUCCCCACGUUGAGUAAGCUCCGAAAGUUGGAGUUGAGCGACAACAUCAUUUCAGGAGGCCUGGAGGUCCUGGCAGAAAGGUGUCCAAAUCUCACAUAUCUAAAUCUAAGUGGCAACAAAAUCAAAGAUCUUGGCACUGUGGAAGCUCUUCAAAAUCUGAAAAACUUGAAGAGCCUUGACCUGUUCAACUGUGAGAUUACAAACCUGGAGGACUACAGGGACAGCAUUUUCGAGCUGCUGCAGCAAAUCACAUACCUGGAUGGGUUUGAUCAGGAAGAUAACGAGGCACCAGACUCGGAGGAUGAUGAUGAUGAGGAAGGAGAUGAAGAUGAUGAUGAUGAAGACGAGCACGAAGCUGGUCCUCCAGGAGAGUAUGAAGAGGAAGAUGAUGAAGAUGCUGGGGGUUCUGAUUUGGGUGAAGGGGAAGAGGAGGAGGAAGUUGGUCUUUCAUACCUGAUGAAAGAAGAAAUUCAGGAUGAAGAUGAUGAUGAUGAUUAUGUUGAGGAAGGAGGUGAUGAGGAGGAGGAAGCAGAAGGCGUCCGAGGGGAGAAGAGGAAACGAGACCCCGAAGAUGAAGGCGAGGAAGAGGAGGAUUAA
This is a messenger RNA of Merops nubicus (carmine bee-eater), 718 nucleotides long. RefSeq names its product acidic (leucine-rich) nuclear phosphoprotein 32 family, member E (gene ANP32E). Gene Ontology annotation, biological process: regulation of apoptotic process. Gene Ontology annotation, cellular component: nucleus. The record is from RefSeq and is a predicted model, not a curated record. Gene Ontology annotation, molecular function: phosphatase inhibitor activity; histone binding. NCBI's taxonomy places the organism in Eukaryota, Metazoa, Chordata, Aves, Coraciiformes, Meropidae. Bases 89 to 718 code for a protein of 209 amino acids. The transcript has 6 exons.